Messenger RNA from Oncorhynchus nerka (sockeye salmon), 1505 nucleotides. Its product is annotated as zinc finger protein 664-like. Gene Ontology annotation, molecular function: RNA polymerase II cis-regulatory region sequence-specific DNA binding; DNA-binding transcription factor activity, RNA polymerase II-specific. The record is from RefSeq and is a predicted model, not a curated record. The coding region runs from base 232 to 1449 and encodes 405 amino acids. Lineage: Eukaryota; Metazoa; Chordata; Actinopteri; Salmoniformes; Salmonidae. Gene Ontology annotation, biological process: regulation of transcription by RNA polymerase II. The transcript is spliced from 2 exons.
GGAACGCUUCUUUCAACAGCAGCAACAGUUAGUCAGACACCUCGGUAGCUUGCUAGACAAAAUAGCCGAACCAAUAAAGCUCUUUAGACGCUUUAGUGUAUAUUACCCACUGCAUUUUUAACCCACUUCUGUCGUCUAGUUAGUUAUCCGAUUUCAUUUAAUAUUUACGGUGUUGUUAUUAGUCAGCUAACGGGCUGGUUUCAUUAGCAUAGCUAGCGAACAUCUCCGACCAUGAGUUCACCAAGCUACUCUCCUGAUAAAGAAGAGGCGGUCUGCUGGACGGAGAAAGAAGCUCUGGUGAAAGAGGAGAAGGAAGAGGAGGCUGUUUCAAUACAAAAUCAAGUAGAUGGUGAGGCUGUUUCCGUGAAAGAAGAAGAGCAAGACGUUAGAGUGAAAGAAGAGGAAGACGCGUUCAGAGUGAAAGAGGAGGAGGAUGUUACAGUAAAAGAAGAGGAGGAAGAGAAAGAGGAUGAUGCAGUUUUUGGAGUGAAAGAGGAGGAGGAGAUGACUGUCACAUCCAAAAAAAAGGAGGAAGGAGAGGAGGAAACUGGACAUCUGGGCCCGGUUUCCCAAACGCAUCUUAAAGCAUCCAAUGGUUCUAACGGUGAACUUAGCCAUAAGAUGCUUUUGAGAAACCGUUCCCUGAUUAAUACUAGAGAGAGAAGUGAUUAUUGUGGAUCCUCUGGGGAGCCUCAACAACCUCAUAAUGCUGACGAGGCAGAGAAAAGUAUCUUCAGAUCAGAACACAUCAAGAAACACCAGCAGAGACCCACAGGGAAGAAACCUCACCACUGCUCUGACUGUGGGAAGAGUUACUUAAGAUCAAAUUCACUGAAAGUACACCUGAGAAUACACACUAGAGAGAAACUUCACUGCUGCUCUGACUGCGGGAAGAGAUUCACCUCUUCAGUAGACCUUAAAAUACAUCAGAGAAUUCACACUGGAGAGAAACCUUAUGGCUGUGAUCAAUGUGGGAAAAGUUUUAGUCAGCCAAGCAACCUGAAAUCCCACCAAAGAAUACACACAGGAGAGAAACCAUUUAGCUGUAAUCAAUGUGGUAAGAGUUUUAUUCAGUCAAGCAGCCUGAUAGUGCAUCAGAGAACACACACAGGAGAGAAAUGUUAUAGCUGUAAUCAUUGUGGGAAGAGUUUCACUCAGUCAAGCAGCCUGAUAGUGCACCAGAGAACACACACAGGAGAGAAGCCAUAUGACUGUCCUCAAUGUGGGAAGAGUUUUGUUACAUCUGGCAGCCUGAAGACACACCAGAGAACACACACGGGAGAGAAACCUUAUAGCUGUGAUCAAUGUGGGAAGAGUUUUACUCAGCCAAACAGCCUGAUAGUACAUUUGAGAACACACACAGGAGAGAAAUCUUAUAGCUGUGAUCAAUGUGACAAGAGAUUCUCUGAUAAAAGAUUUAUGAUCAAACAUCAGAAAAUACAUACAUGAAGGAGUUGUUUCAUGAUAUCAAUGAAAUAAAGUCACAAUGUGGAAUGUUUUUUAAA